This is a messenger RNA of Dioscorea cayenensis subsp. rotundata (Guinea yam), 2482 nucleotides long. RefSeq names its product aspartic proteinase CDR1-like. Gene Ontology annotation, molecular function: aspartic-type endopeptidase activity. The record is from RefSeq and is a predicted model, not a curated record. The transcript is spliced from 12 exons. Lineage: Eukaryota; Viridiplantae; Streptophyta; Magnoliopsida; Dioscoreales; Dioscoreaceae. The coding region runs from base 105 to 1979 and encodes 624 amino acids. Gene Ontology annotation, biological process: proteolysis.
GGCCGCGCUCAUCAUCGUUCUCUAAGAUCUCUUUUGAACCGCGAAAACCGGGCCCGAUCUUCUCCUCCACAGCGCUCACCGAGAAACCCCAUCACUCCACCGCCAUGCCGCGCCCGCUGGACCGCGCCACCUCCGCCACCGCCCUCAUCCUCCUCGCUGCCCACCUCCUUCUUGCCCUCGAACAUUCUUCGGCCCCCGCUUUCCUCCCUCUCGCCUUCUCCAAGCGCCGUCCUGACGAUGCCGAGCGCCGGCAACUCCGUGCUGAUCUGCUCCCCGAUCGCCCAAUCGCCCGCAUGAGGCUCUACGACGAUCUCCUCACCAAUGGGUAUUAUACUGCUCGCAUUUGGAUUGGGACGCCGCCGCAGGAGUUUGCUCUUAUUGUGGAUACCGGUAGCACGGUGACUUACGUCCCCUGCUCGCCGUGCGAUGGUUGCGGCAGCCACCAGGAUCCUCAAUUUCAACCUGAAUUGUCAAAAUCAUAUGAGCCAGUAAAGUGCAAUGCAGAUUGUACGUGCAAUGAGGAGUUGAUGCAGUGCACUUAUGAGAGGCAAUAUGCGGAAAUGAGCUCUAGCAGUGGGGUUCUUGGUAAGGACAUUGUGUCAUUUGGAAAUCAAAGCACACUUGAACCCCAACGUGCUGUUUUUGGUUGUGAAAAUUCUGAAACUGGCGAUCUCUUCAGUCAACAUGCUGAUGGGAUAAUGGGUCUUGGUCGUGGUGAGCUCAGUAUCAUGGAUCAAUUGGUUGAGAAGGGUGUGAUAAAUGAUUCAUUUUCUUUAUGCUAUGGUGGCAUGGAUAUUGGUGGGGGUGCAAUGGUUCUCGGUGGUGUAUCUCCUCCUCCUGAGAUGGUAUUUUCACGUUCAGAUCCCUUUCGCAGCCCCUAUUACAAUGUUGAUCUGAAAGAAAUACAUGUGGCUGGAAAGCGGCUGCAGAUAGAUCCUAAGGUCUUUGAUAGAAAACAUGGAACCAUCUUGGACAGUGGUACAACAUAUGCAUACCUACCAGAAGAGGCUUUCACACUGUUCAGAGAUUCUAUCAUCAAUAAUCUACAUCUCAAACAAAUUCCUGGUCCAGAUCCAAAUUACAAAGACAUUUGUUUUUCUGGUGCUGGAAGCGACACCUCCCAACUCUCGAAGACCUUUCCUCAGGUUGAUAUGGUAUUCGGAAGUGGACAAAAACUCUCUCUUUCUCCAGAAAACUACUUGUUUCGACAUUUGAAGGUCCAUGAUGCUUAUUGCAUGGGAUUUUUUCCAAAUGGAGAAGACCCAUCUACACUUUUGGGUGGUAUUAUUGUCCGCAACAUUCUGGUCACAUAUGACCGUCAAAACCGAAGAAUUGGGUUCUGGAAAACUAACUGUUCCCAUUUGUGGGAGGCACUGCAUAUGGAUGUUACACCUUCAUCUAUGCCUUCAGCUUCUCAUGAUAAGAAUUACACUGGAGAAAACUCUUCUGCAGCAUCUUCUAGUGCUCCGCAGAGCUAUAAUUUACCAGGUCAAUUUCAAAUUGGAGCCAUAACCUUUGAGAUCUCUUUGAGUGUGAAAUAUCCAGAAUUGGUGCCUCAUGAUGUGGAGCUCGCAGAAGUUAUUGCAUAUCAAUUGGAAGUUGAUGCAAAUCAGGUUCAUUUGCUGAACUUCACAAAUUUGGGCAAUUCUACCCUGAUAAAAUGUGCUAUCAUCCCUUCAGAUUCUACUAACUUCAUUUCUAAUGACACAGCCAUGAGCAUUAUUUCUCGUCUAGCUGAACAUCGGGUUCACCUUCCUAAAAAUUUAGGCAGUUAUCAGUUGGUUAAGUGGAAGGUUGAUCCACCAUUGAAAAGGAAAUGGUGGCAUGAGCAUUUAGUGCCAGUGAUUUUUGGCAUCUUAGUUGCUGCAGUGCUUAGCCUGUCAAUGUUGGUAGUAUUGCGGAGAUACAGAUGUAGAGUAUCAGGGACAUACACCCGUGUAGAGGCUACUUCUUCUGAGCAGGAGCUCCAGACUUUUUAGAUGAUCAAUGCUUCUUAGCCAGCAUCUCUUUGUGGCCUUUAUUCACGACAGAUUUAAAAGCUGAAGAUUUGUAUAAUCUUGGAGAAGCAGUAUACUGAUUGAAAAUGACCGAGAAUGCAAAGCACCUGAAGCUCCUUGGUUCUCAGGUUUUUAAUUGGGAGAACUAUAGAUGGAAGAUAUAAUGAAUUGGCGGCUGUUGCUUCCUGCCUGUUCUCUUUAUUUGCCUAAGAUGAUUUGUGCUGUUGGAAAGCUUUUCUCGAUCUGAGCUGAAAUAGAUCCACAGUACCACUUGCCAAGCAUAUUCAUAAUAAACUUCGCCAACAAUUAACAGUUAAAAGACAAUGUUCCUGAUUGCAUUCUGUUUAUCUUUUCUAGAUGUUUGAUGCUUAUUAAUACACUAUGUGUGAUAACUAUUUCUUAGUCCUUUCCUGCUGUAUGUUUGCUCUUAACUAUAUGUAGUUUCAGAUUCAGUUAGGCAAGUUCAUUUGAAGGCCAAAAUUUAA